AUGAAAUACAAUGACAUUUUACAGUCUAUUGGUCGAACGCCUCAUAUCAAACUCAAUCGAUUAUUUGGGCAAGACCAUUCUAUUUAUAUCAAAUUAGAAAAAGCCAACCCUGGGGGCAGCAUCAAAGACCGUAUAGCUUUGGCAAUGAUAGAAGAAGCCGAAUCUAACGGACUUUUAAAUCCCUCUAGCGUCAUAUCGAACCUACGAAUUGGAUUGGCCAUGGUAGCAGCCGUAAAAGGUUAUAAACUUAUAUUGGUAAUGCCCGAAUCUAUGAGCAUUGAACGACGCAAAAUCAUGGAAACCUAUGGUGCUGAAUUUGUUCUUACGCCUAGAGAAUUGGGUAUGAAAGGCGCCAUUGCCAAAGCCGCCGAAUUGGUUUUGGAAACACCCCAUGCGUGGUCACCCCAACAAUUUGAUAAUUUGGCCAAUGUUCGAAUUCACGAAACCACCACCGCUCAAGAAAUAUUGGAAGAUUUUCCCAAUGGUUUGGAUUAUAUCAUUACA
Messenger RNA from Notodromas monacha, 504 nucleotides. The record is from the annotation of a GenBank genome assembly. Lineage: Eukaryota; Metazoa; Arthropoda; Ostracoda; Podocopida; Cyprididae.